Pelobates fuscus (common spadefoot toad) is the source of this 2052-nucleotide messenger RNA. RefSeq names its product basic helix-loop-helix family member e23 (gene BHLHE23). The record is from RefSeq and is a predicted model, not a curated record. Gene Ontology annotation, cellular component: nucleus. The coding region runs from base 782 to 1468 and encodes 228 amino acids. Gene Ontology annotation, molecular function: DNA-binding transcription factor activity, RNA polymerase II-specific; protein dimerization activity; E-box binding. The transcript is spliced from 2 exons. NCBI's taxonomy places the organism in Eukaryota, Metazoa, Chordata, Amphibia, Anura, Pelobatidae. Gene Ontology annotation, biological process: positive regulation of transcription by RNA polymerase II; sensory organ development; axon development.
CAGAGGAGAGACUGCGACUGCCAAGCAUGGAGACUGGCACUUCCAGAGUACAGAGCAGAGACUGAGACUGCCAGGGCACAGAGCAGAGAUUGAGACUGCCAGGGCACAGAGCAUGGAAACUGGCACUUCCAAGGUACAGAGCAGAGAUACUAAGACUGCCAGAGCACAGAGCACAGACUAAGACUGCCAGGGUACAGAGCAGAGACUGGCACUACCAGGGCACGGAGCACAGACUGAGACUGCCAGGGAAUAGGGCAGAGACUGGCACUGCCAGGGCACAGAGCAGAAACUGGCACUACCAGGGCACAGACUGAGACUGCCAGCGUACAGAGCAGAGGCUGGCACUACCAGGGUACAGAGUUGAGAGACUGGCACUACCAUGCUACAGAGCAGAGACUGACAAGCACUGCUAGGGUAUAGAGCAGAGAGACUGAGACUGGAAGGGUGUAGAGCAGAGACUGGCAUUGCCAGGGCACAGAGAAGGAGACUGAGAUUGGCACUGUCAGGCACAGGAGACUGACACUACCGGGCAUAGAGCAGGGAGACAGUCAGGAACACAAUGGGAGACUGGCAGUGAGCAGAGUAGUCUAAGGUUGACACUGAGCACAGCAGUGCUAGCUAAGGCUGGCAGUAAGCAAGGGAGUCAGACUGAGGUUGUCAGAAGGCACAGCUAACCUACCUAAGGCUGGCAGGGGGCAGGGCAAUUCUCAGAGAGGUUGGCACUGUGCAGACCCCAGGAUUACAGACUGGGGCCCCCCGCACUCCUCUCUCUCAUGUAUCAAUGAAUUGCAGAGAGCAAUCUGCUCACAGGGCUGCACAGGGCAUGUCUGACAUGAAGUCAGUGCCCAGCGAUGCCUACAUGUCCCUGGCACAGAGUUAUGGGCAGACAUUCUAUGGAGCGCUCCGUGGGGCAGACAGUGUCCGAGGCUUCGCAGGGAAUUCCGUCCUGGACUUUAACUCCAGGGACAGCAGUGACGACCAGACCGGGGAGGACGACGACAGCUUGGAGCCUGGUGCCAAGGGUGGCUCUCAGUAUGACAAUGAGGGCAAGGGGUCCGGCAAAAAGCCCAGAGAGCCCCGUUCACUCAGACUCAGCAUUAAUGCCCGGGAGAGGAGGAGGAUGCAUGACUUGAAUGAUGCCCUGGAUGGCCUUCGCUCGGUUAUUCCCUACGCCCAUAGCCCAUCAGUCAGGAAACUAUCCAAGAUUGCCACACUGCUCCUGGCCAAGAACUACAUCCUCAUGCAAGCCCAGGCCUUGGAGGAAAUGAGGAGACUGGUGGCUUAUUUAAAUCAAGGUCAGACCCUCACCAGCUCUAUGACAAGCUCUCUGAACAGCACCCUGGCCCCCUUUGGACAGUCCUCUGUGUACACCUAUCCUGGGACCACUGUAGCCAGUACUAAUGAGAAAUGCACAGCAUUCCCUGCGGCCCCAUCCAACAUCUGUAAACAUUGUACAGACAAACCUUGAUGGACUCUUCUGUCCUAAAUUAGCACAGUCUUCAUCUUCUUCUGGACUCAUCUUCAACUGAUUCCACAGAAAUCGUCUUGUUCUUCAUUAUUUAUGAUAGCCUCUCCAGUACCAAUCCAACCACCUUCCUCUUUAGGAUGAAGUCCAACCACCUUCUUCUCCAGACACCAAGUCCAACCACCUUCUUCUCCAGACACCAAGUCCAACCACCUUCUUCUCCAGCACUAAAUUCAACCGCCUUCAUCUCCAGCACCAAAUCCAACUGCCUUCAUCUCCAAGUCCAACCAGCAAUGUGUCCAACCAGCUUCUUCUCAGGACCAGCUCCAAGAAUCUUGCUCUUCAGGACAGUCACCUUGGCCUCAGACCUGGGAUUUCCAGGUAUUGUCUGUUCUUAAUAGUUUUUAUAAGGAGCUCUUGUCAGCAUAAAUUCCUCAAUUCCUUUCUAACUGGUACUUUAACCCAUUCCCUACCUGAACUGUAAGCCAUUAGUCCGUCCAUGGCGUGUGACUUUCAGGAAUGGAAGCCUCGUCACUGAUUAUUGCAGAUGGUGUCCGUCUCAGUCACUCCCAUGUUCUGCAGGAAAU